This is a messenger RNA of Cajanus cajan (pigeon pea), 1690 nucleotides long. RefSeq lists its product as uncharacterized. The record is from RefSeq and is a predicted model, not a curated record. NCBI's taxonomy places the organism in Eukaryota, Viridiplantae, Streptophyta, Magnoliopsida, Fabales, Fabaceae.
GCUUCACAAACACGGCCACACGGAAACUCAACUCCAUUAUAUAUAUGGACUCUGUUUUGUCAUUUGUGGGUCUCCUCACCUUUUCUUGUGUGGCCAUAGACCUAUAGCUAUUCAUUCAUCAAUUAUCAAUCUCUCUCUCUCUCUCUCAAUGAGAAACAACACGCACAACAAAAUAUGACAACCAAAGGAACUCACUCUGAACCCAACACAGAGUGUUGCAUGUGUGGGGAUCAUGGCUUCUCUGAUCAGCUUUUUCAAUGCAAAGUCUGCCAAUUCAGAUCUCAACACAGAUACUGCAGCAAUCUGUACCCCAAGCCAGAGUCUCUUGGAACCUGCAAUUGGUGUUUGAGUCAGAGAGAGGACACCAAAGAGAAAUCAACCAAUUCUUCAAAUUCCUCCUCGUCUCAAAGGAACAACGACGAUGAGAGCAGGAUCAAGAAAAUUAGGAAUGGUGCUCAAAAUAUUGGGGUCAAGAAAGGAGUGAAAGGGAGUGUUCCUCCUCUCCAAAUUCAGAAACCCAUUAAGAAACCAAAGUCACGAGAGUCAUCAAGAUCACCAUCAGCAUCCACAUCCCCACAAAAAUCUUCACCGGUUUUGGUUUCAACCCGCAAGAGAAUAGUCACCAACGGUGCCUUGGAAGAGAGAUUGAGGAGGACCAGGUCAGAAGACAUCACAAAUAGAACUGGUGCCACUGCCACCAAACAGGUCUUCAGGAAUAAGGUCAGAAGGUAUAAGCUUUUGGAUGAAGUUUCAAGUUAAAAUAAUAAUAAUAACAACAACAAUAAUAAAAGGUUUUGAAUGAAGAGAGAGUUAUGUAAAAGAUGAGCAAUCUAUACACAAGAAAGAUAAGGUCACGGUUUUUGGUUGCUUUUGCCUUUUUUCCCUUCAAAGUUUUGUCCCAAUACAUGUACAGAACAAUGGUGAAUUAAUGAAUGAGCAAAAAGUAUUUUACAGUUUAGACUCACCAUCACUUGACCGUUGCCAUUCAUUCCCUUUUUAUAUUCUCUUCUCGAUUGUCAUCAUAAUUUACAAGGAAUUUAGGAUUCAGUUUGUCAGUGGAACUCUCAAUGCGGUUUGAAGAAGAGUGCUCUAAAUGCAUAAUUAAUCAUGUGUCAUCAAUUAGGCUAUUUAGGUAGUUUGCUAUUGGUGAAGAGUUUGAUAAUUUGCUUGAUUAGUUUUAGGUUCGAUCUUCAUGGUAACAAAAAAUCAAAUACCCUCUUCUAUUUUCCUGAAAAACAUAACGGCAUGAGCUCUAUUCAAUGACUUGGGAGGAAAAUUGGAGAAGCAAAGCAUGCUUAACGUUUUGUUUUUCCAAAUUUAAUGUGAAUGAGAUUAAGGUGAUUGAAAGAGGUGCAAGACUCUUGAGGCUUAAGUGCUUAACUGCUAAGUGAUUCAUGAUAACCACGCGUCUUGCAUGCCAAAAAGUCUAUAGGAUAGGAAGAACGUUUCUAAAAGUUUGCUAGAAAUUUCUAGGCAACAUCGGCACACGCUUUGAAGUGGGGCUUGGUCCUUGACGUAGAAUCGAUUAACACAUAGUACAAGACAAGGGGGUCAACUGCACAUGGAAAUUCAUUUCUUUAAGUACUUGCAAACAUGAAAUGAUACCUCUAAACAGAGAUUUUCUUUUAAGGGGUAAUUGCGUAUCGUUCACUUUGUCCACCAUCAAUUUACUUUGAAAUUUUUAAUUGAU